UGCGUACUGAGCGGUAGCUCCUCGCGGCGUUUAUAACGAAACGCGCGGCACUGCCUGGGACCAGAGCGGCAGUAGCAGCGGCAGUCGGGCACGGCCCAAACGGGGCAAAUACAGAGAGAGAGACACGGACAGAGGGGAGAUAGGUAGGCAAGCCCCGCCGAGCACAAGAGGCGUAGGGACCACACACCCGUUUAAAUAACGCGCAGGGAGGAGCAAUCUCGAGCCUCCGCGGAACAUCGCGCAUAGGAGGGCAGCAGCAGCAGCUGUGGACGACAUCACACGGACGCAGCAGCAGCAUCAUCGCUACGUUACACGCGCAAGGCACAGCAGGCUCGUGGAGACUACGCUCAACCGAGUGGCGAAAGAGCGCCUUCCCUGCCCAUCCCCGCUUGCCAUGGAGAUCAUCAGCAGCAGUGCCCUCCUGGUACAGGGCGCUCCUCUGGCGGAGCUGCAGCUGGAACGCAGCGGUAGUACUGUGACCGCAGGAGCAGCAGAAACUGAAGUGUGCAAAAGGGAUAAUGCUGUAGAUGAGGAGAGAAAAUUCUUGGACUUGGUCAGCAAUAAGAAUAUGAAGUUGGCUGAACGGGUCAUCAUUCCAGCAAAACAGCAUCCAAAGUUCAAUUUUGUGGGGAAGUUGCUGGGGCCACGAGGUAAUUCUCUCAAAAGAAUGCAGGAAGAAACCGGAACCAAAAUGUCAAUUUUGGGAAAAGGAUCAAUGAGGGACAAAGCUUUGGAGGAGGAAAUGAGAAAGAGUGGUGAAAACAAAUACGCACACCUGAGCGAGGAGCUGCACGUCUUGAUUGAGGUGUUUGCUCCACCGUCUGAGGCCUACAGUCGCAUGGGUCAUGCCCUGGAUGAAGUGAAAAAGUACCUCGUCCCAGACUAUAACGACGAGAUCCGUCAGGAGCAGCUGCGGGAACUCAGCUUCUUGAAGGGCGAGGAUGACGUGGAAGUGGGAGCCGACACCCUCAGCAGAGGGGGUCACAGUCGGGGCCCCCUGCCUUCCAUGCCCACGCAUGGCAGGGCCGUCUUGCGAGUGGCGGCCGCCCCGCGGGGCCUCCCCCUGGCCCGGGGGCUCCCGCCCCCCCUCUCUGUCGGCAGGGGAGCCCCGGCCCCUCCUCGAACUCGGCCGGCAGCCGCGUACCGAGCGGCGCCGCCACCCCCGCCGCCUCCUCCUCCCCCGCCACCUCCGUUGGCUCAGGAGGCCUACGAGGAAGACUACGAUUACGAAAAUGGAUAUAUCGCUGAGUACGAAGAUUCGUUUGACGGCACUUUCCCCUCGCAGACACAAAGUGCCAGUGAAUACUACGCAGGAUAUGGGCAAGAGGAGUACGGGUCUUACGGAGAAAAUGGUUGGGCAGGGUCCAAUGGCCAUCUGAAAGCCCUGCCAGCCAGAGCAGUGAAAGCUGCUUUCAGAGAGCAUCCGUAUGGUAGAUAAUGAUGCUCGUGUGCUCGCGAACAUUACCGCUGUUCCAACACUUACAUAGACACACACAAUGUCGAUCUUGUAUGCACUCUUGCGUGCACACACACACACGCACACAGGCCGAUACAGACAGUGGCAGAGGCGCACUAUUGUCGUAUUUUAUUCCCUUUCUACUUGGUUAUUGAUAUAUGUAUUUGUUUUUAGAGUUUUUUUUUUAUAAUUCUUCUUUUCCAUGCGAUGUCAAUGUGAACUCGAUUUGGUAAAAUUAGUCCAUUUCAUUACAGAGUGUUCCAUCACAUUCAAACAUAUAUUUUAAUAAAUAACUGUGUGCCCAAUGUUUUUGAUGAUUUUUCUCCGACUUGUGUUUUUCUAUAAGAACAAUCGGAAGCAUAAUGCAGUAUAAGCAGUUUCAAUGGUAAUAUGAAACGUGUUGAUUACAUAGUUGUUCGGUCUACUCCGGUUAAAGUACAGUGGUACUGCAAAGCUCUAAAUUGUACAUAAUCACUUUAAAUUCAGCUUAAAACAUGAACUUAUUGUUGUGGUAAAAUAUAAUUUUUACGGUUUAAACUAAAGCUAGAAUUUUUUUAUGCAAAAAUUCAAUGUCUGCGGUUUUAGAAGUAAUAUACCUGCCUAGCUGUUGUAAGUGUUGUAGCUGAUCAUUGACGCGGAAGAGAGCUGUAAACACAUAACAUGUAAAUAAAGCAGACGUUUAAAAGCUACAAACUAAAUGGAAUGGACUGUACUUUUACAAUGUAUUAUUGUGACUUCAAAAAGAUAAUGCUGUUAUAAAAAAUAUAACUCGGAAGGUUUUGUCACACUAUAAAGCUAAAACAUUUUAAGCUCAUCAUAAUUCUAAAUUUAUUCUAAAGCAUUCCUAAAUAAUAUUAUAAUUAAUUAUAAUUAAUAAAAUAAAAAGAUAAAUUGUUUUCAAACAUUCCAUUUGUUGGCCCUCUCUAAGAAAGUGAAUGUUAACACAUACAAGCAUGUGCUUAAAAUGUUAACUGUUCGAGUAAGAUAUGGAAUAUAACCUAUUGCUUUCUUGCUCUGUUUAAGCGAAACUGUUAAUAAGUAGCUUCUUACAAAGGGAAGUUAUACACAAGUGGUUGCAUGCCAUGCUUCAAACAAAUAACUUGUUAAGUUCUCUUUAAGUGAGCUGUUCAUAAGGAAUGAUUUGUAGCGCCCAUCUGAAGGAGUCAAAGGAUGGCCCCUAAAUGUUGAGCAGCCCAGCAUUAGCAAGGAAUCUGAUAUCUUGAGAUGACCUCAUACAGCAGGGAAUUUCCUCAUGCAACACAGAGACUGCACUACAAGACUAGAUGAUAAAUCCUACUGGGUUUGGACAAUGCACAUAUAGGAUUUCACUCGUCGUAUGCAAGGUUUUCAUGCAAGAUGAAGAAGAUGCCCUUUGGAAGCCUCACCAAUGCUGAAAUGAUGCCGGCGUUAUGCGUCGAAGCAGCCUUGCAAUAAGUUCAAUCAUUUGAGACCGGUUACUGAAAUGAAACUAUACAUACGGUGUGUUUCAGGAUGAACUACCACCAGUGUGUUUUUUUACGAAUAAAGAUGCAAAAUGUAACAGACUGUUAACACAACAUUGCACGUGUAAGCUAGCGGUACAGCAGUUAACGAUUAUAAUUUGUGAAUUUUUACUCUGUAGUUAAACAGUCGUAUGACAAUAUAGCACAAUUCGCAUGAAUACACCGGAAGCCUAUUGUGCUAUAUAUUUGACAGAUAUUUUUAAAGUGGUAACAUCUUUUUGAAAGUUUACAAAUGCACGAAGCAUCAUUAUCACGCUGUUCAUGAAUAAACAUUAACAAUUUGAAACUGACUAUGCAUACUUGGGGUUGACACGGAAGGGAGGGUUAUGGGAAUAUUGAAAUUAGGGAGAGAGAGAGUUGGGGAGACGUGUGUGCUGUGUUUUGUAGGCUCUGUAUUUGGCUGUGCGUCAAACACUUUAUAUAGUUGAGAGUGUAAUCAGAGGAGGGAUGCGCUGUGUUUUUCUUGUGGACAGAAUACUGUUAACCUGAUGCAUGAGUGUAUCUGAAAGUGCAGUAAUUGCACACCUUUGGAAGCUGCAUAUCAUGUACAUUGUAUAGUAUACAACAGUAUUUUUAUGACAAAAAAAGAAGGAAAAUACGAACUCCCAACACAGUCCUUGGAAUUUAUAUCGUUGAUCUCAAGUUUUAGUUUUUACAUCAUUCGAAUGCAGAAACUGUAUUAAACGUUGACGUGAAUGAUGUUAUGCAAUCCGCUAUGACCAUCUAUGCAGUCACUUGCACUCACUUUCGGCAGGUGUCAGAUUGCUUUUCCACUUUGAUGUGAUCACACGGGGAGGAGAAAAGUGAUGUUACAGGAUACCUAAUGCAAAUCUUUUGCGAGUUUUUAUUUAGCGAAUGCAUUAUACGGACGAAUAAAAAAAACAUGGAAAUAAUGAAA
Petromyzon marinus (sea lamprey) is the source of this 3856-nucleotide messenger RNA. RefSeq names its product KH domain-containing, RNA-binding, signal transduction-associated protein 2-like. NCBI's taxonomy places the organism in Eukaryota, Metazoa, Chordata, Hyperoartia, Petromyzontiformes, Petromyzontidae. Gene Ontology annotation, molecular function: mRNA binding. The record is from RefSeq and is a predicted model, not a curated record. Gene Ontology annotation, cellular component: nucleus. Gene Ontology annotation, biological process: regulation of alternative mRNA splicing, via spliceosome.